Messenger RNA from Rosa chinensis, 1583 nucleotides. RefSeq names its product UDP-glucuronic acid decarboxylase 5. NCBI's taxonomy places the organism in Eukaryota, Viridiplantae, Streptophyta, Magnoliopsida, Rosales, Rosaceae. The record is from RefSeq and is a predicted model, not a curated record. Gene Ontology annotation, molecular function: NAD+ binding; UDP-glucuronate decarboxylase activity. Bases 213 to 1253 code for a protein of 346 amino acids. Gene Ontology annotation, biological process: D-xylose metabolic process. The transcript has 14 exons. Gene Ontology annotation, cellular component: cytoplasm.
CAAGGGACAACCUACGGUAACCAGUCAGGAAGAGACCACCACCAGUUGAACAGAAGUGGAAUGGUUGAUUCUAGAUACCAAAGCAUCUGUCUUGGGAUUUAGUACUUAUCAGAACCCUAGGCCUCCUAAACUAGUUAAUCCCAGAAACCCAAUUAAUCCCACAGAUUCUGUAGUUUCAGAAGGUAUUUGGAUUUUAGAGGGGAUCUAAGAAAAUGGCAACCAAUUCUUCCAAUGGGGAUCACCAGACUACAACAAAGCCGCCUCCUUUGCCAUCCCCUCUGCGUUUUUCCAAAUUUUUUCAGUCCAAUAUGAGAAUCUUGGUUACUGGAGGAGCUGGAUUCAUUGGUUCUCACCUGGUUGACAGAUUAAUGGAAAAUGAAAAGAAUGAGGUUAUUGUUGUUGAUAACUACUUCACUGGCUCCAAGGACAAUCUUAAAAAAUGGAUUGGUCAUCCCAGAUUUGAGCUUAUUCGUCAUGAUGUCACUGAAACAUUGUUGGUUGAGGUUGAUCGGAUAUACCAUCUUGCAUGCCCAGCUUCUCCAAUUUUCUACAAAUAUAAUCCUGUAAAGACAAUAAAAACAAAUGUGAUUGGCACUCUAAACAUGCUUGGACUUGCCAAGCGAGUUGGAGCGAGGAUUUUACUGACAUCAACUUCAGAGGUAUAUGGAGACCCCCUUGUGCACCCACAACCUGAAAGCUAUUGGGGUAAUGUUAACCCAAUUGGAGUGAGGAGCUGCUAUGAUGAGGGCAAGCGAGUUGCUGAGACCUUGAUGUUUGACUAUCAUCGGCAACAUGGGAUAGAAAUACGCAUUGCCAGAAUCUUCAACACAUAUGGCCCUCGCAUGAAUAUUGAUGAUGGGCGUGUAGUGAGCAACUUUAUAGCACAAGCACUUCGAGAUGAACCAUUGACGGUCCAAAACCCUGGAACUCAAACUCGCAGUUUCUGUUACGUCUCUGACAUGGUUGAUGGCCUCAUCCGUCUCAUGGAAGGAGAGCACACUGGACCCAUAAACAUUGGAAACCCAGGUGAAUUUACGAUGCUUGAACUCGCAGAGACAGUGAAGGAGCUCAUCAACCCGCAAGUAGAGAUUAAGAGGGUGGAGAACACUCCUGAUGAUCCAAGACAAAGGAAACCCGACAUCACAAAGGCAAAAGAAUUGCUGGGAUGGGAGCCAAAAAUAAAGUUGAGGGAAGGUCUGCCUCUAAUGGAGGAGGAUUUCCGUCUGAGGCUCGGGGCAGCCAAAAAGAACUGAUUGUCUUUUACUGGAAAUACAGAUGAUUGGGUUUUGACCGUGGAAUGGAUGUUUGACUAUUAGACUGCUGGAGUAUGCUCGUCUCCAACAGCUCCCGAUCACCAAAUAGUGCUUAUGUGUGUGUUUUCUUUCAUUGUGCCGUAACAGAAAAUAAGAAUUAGUGUCUUGUAAUCUUCUUUUUUUCUUUUGUUUCAUGCUUCAAAAUGUGGGAUUCAGCACUGUUUUUAGUUUGAAUUUUGAAAGUUGUUCUCAAUCGAGUCUGCUACUAGGAACCCCCAAUUUUGUUGUUGCAAUAAUAAAAAAUGAAAUUAUACUUUCUUGUCCGUUCAA